CUCACCAAGUAGCAUACCUUUGUCUAAGCAUAUAAAAGAGGUGAGAUACAUUUCUAGAGAGUUCAGAAAAUCACAAAGGAGAAUCUAAGCGUUGUAAGAACCAAACCAGUUCAGAGCCAAAAAACAGGUAUACUUCCCUUCAUCUAGCACAUGCCACAGCACGGACCAUGUGGACUUUGUUACUUGUGGUACUAGCUACUGGAUCACCAGCACUUCAGGCAGCCCCGGUUCAGGGACACAGUGGCAGAUGCAGCUUUGCUGGUGUUCUCCAUGUUGAGGGGAGCAGCAGUUACUCUCUGACUUUCCAACAGGCUUUGGAAUUGUGUCAGAGUUUAGAUUACAAACUGGCAACACAGGAACAGAUCAUUGAAGCUUACCAAAAAGGCUUGAGAACAUGCAGAUACGGCUGGAUUGAUAGUCAAAAUGUCACGUUCCUCCCACACGUUAAUGCUCCAAACUGUGACUCCAGUUCCAUGGAGGUCACCUUCCACCAUAAAGCAGCAGAAUAUCUUUCUGAUGUUUACUGUUUUAACCCAUCAGAUUCAUCAAACUGUGAAUAUACUGUUAAAACAAGUAACUCUGAAGGUGCAACCAAAGGAAUCACAGCCACAGAAAAUGAAAAGCCACAUGAAGACAUUCUUAAAGAGGUCAAGACGGAGGGUUUUCUGGUAUAUUUGGAGGAGAUAAUGGGAAGAGUAAAAAGAGAAACUUCCCCUCUGGAUGGCAUGGAGGUCCCCAAAACAGUUUUUCCUGAUGUGGACAUGAAACCUUCUACUGUUCCUACCUUGGACACUAAAGGCCCUGCAAACAAGCCCAGUUUUGAGAAGAGCUCAUCCUCUGUUGUCCCCAGUGUCUUGUUCCCUGAUACAGAGGGGAGUGGAUCAGCAUCAAAGCCUGAGCCUAGUCAAUUCACAGUAAGGCCGAUCACCACAGAGGCUGAUGAGAAAAAAUCAACACAAGAUACACUUGAGGUUCCAAAAGUGGCUACAAAAUUGAACACCAGUUCUAAAGGUCAAGGUCGAAACCUUCAUCAUUCACCUAGACAAGGGGAGGGACCAUCCACUUGGCUGAUAAUCUUUGCAUUCUGUGUGGUUAUUGGAGCCAUUGUAUGCAUACUUGCUGCUAUUGCCACUAGAGACAAGUGGUAUGGACCGAGACGGAGCACAAACAUCACGACUGAGGACCACAACAAAGACUACAGUAAAACAGAAACACUGCCAUUGUCAGAGAAAGAGCAGGAGAUAGUGGCACUGAUGAGUGUUACGACCCUGAAUGGUAAAACAGAGGACAUUACAGCUACCUGUCUGGAUGAGCAUGAGAAAGAGUAUUUAAUGUAACACAGAUUAAGCCCAUGGAGAGAAAUGGCUAACAUUGCCAGAGCCUGAGCCUUAAAUAAAGCUCUCGAAAUAGAUCAAAAUAAUAAUAUUAAUAGACAGUAUGCCAAAUGCCAAAAAGUAUCUUUAAAUAGUAAAAAAAAGUUGAGACUGUGUAGGUUUGAAAAUUCUGCUGUCGCUUUUAUUUGCACUGAUUUUUUUUUUUUUUCAAAAAAUAGUGCAACAUUUUGUUGCUUCAGAAUUGUUUUUUUUUACAUUUCAUUUUUUUUUUUUCCUUUUUAAAGUAUUAGUUCAAUAAUAGAAAAUGUGUAUUAUCUCUUAUUGAUUGACGAUUAAGAAUGAUAUGGUGAGAAAACAUUUUAUACUGGUUUUCAUCUGUUGGUAAGUACUAUGUACUGUGUGAGAAAUGAUGCAUUUUUUGAAUGUUAAACAUUGGCCUGUCUUUUAUAAAUAGAGAUACCAUAUCCAGUUUGUAUUCCAAUGAGGCAAUUGUAUAUCUUGCAUUUUUUUUUAAAUUACCCAUAAAGACAUAUUUUGCCAGCUCCCUGAGCACAUGUUUUUCAAUAAAUCUACAGAUUUUAAUCAAAUAAAUUUGACACCCAUUGCCUAAAGACUUGAAAAUUGAAGAAAAACCAGAAACACUUUGAGACAAGAAGCAUUGCCUUUAUUUACAAUUUGUUAUAGGUAUUUAAUAGAAAAAUAGAGGAAAAAGACAAAUUUAAAAAGUGGACAGUUUGGUAGACAAAGGUAUACAAUGUCUUUGUAACCAAACAGAGUUGCACAAAUAAAAAUAGUCACAUUUAUACCAAACAUCACAGUACUAGAUGUGUCAGGCCCUGCCCAAACAGAUAUUCCAACAGUGCUCACAUUUAUAUUACAGAUCCCGUAUCUAUUUUUCUGCACUCUACAGGACUGUCAAAUCUGUAGCAAGCCUGGUUAAUAAUUAUUAGUAAUUUGACUUUUUCCCCUAGUGCCAUUAUCCCUAACAAAAUGUUUAACAAUACACAAAUUUUGAGACAAAA
Pimephales promelas (fathead minnow) is the source of this 2356-nucleotide messenger RNA. Lineage: Eukaryota; Metazoa; Chordata; Actinopteri; Cypriniformes; Leuciscidae. The record is from RefSeq and is a predicted model, not a curated record.